This is a messenger RNA of Aplysia californica (California sea hare), 486 nucleotides long. RefSeq lists its product as uncharacterized. Lineage: Eukaryota; Metazoa; Mollusca; Gastropoda; Aplysiida; Aplysiidae. The record is from RefSeq and is a predicted model, not a curated record.
AAAUCAAGCCAGCGUACUCACUGUCUCGCUGCUCCGUUUCCCAGCCGUACAACGCAGGGAUGGUCCUGGCACCAGUCUCGAAGAGAGGAAAAAACGCUUGUAACUUACAGUUCAGCACUGAUCUGGAGAUGAAGCUUCAGCUGCACGAUGAACAUUGCAAACCCCAGCUACCCACGCUGAGCUUUAACGACUCUCUGGCUGCGGAGAUCGUCCAAGGCGUGAAUAAAAUCCGCCAGUGUGGAUUUACGUGGCUCAUGCUUCAAAAUAUGUACGUGAAGCCGAGAUGUCUUAACAAGAAUACCAUCGAGAUCCCAAUAAAGUUCUCCUUGAAAGCAGCCUUUGAGACGCAGAGAGACCUCAUCAAGGACACUUAUGUCAGCUUCGUGAGGGAAGAUUCUGUGCUGUCCAUUAACAAUGUGGACUAUGCCGUGAGCAACUGUACAGAAAUGUGCUUCCCCCAUAAGCUCCCAGAAAAUAGGGACGAUG